AUGCUAUUACUCAUUUUACUAUCAGUUGCUAACGCAGCCGAUUUGGAGUGGACUGACCCUGUUUCUGGCUCUCAGUUCUCUUUUGAGUCUCUACAAAAGCCAGAAGACGACCCUUGAAUAGUUUACCCUUCUUCAGAUCUCAUUGUAUCAACAAAAUAUUAUUUUAAUUUUGGCACAAGCCUAAAGCAGCAAUGCUCAGGACAAUACGUCGGCGCGAUUGAAGUCAUUGAGCUUUGGGACGAAAUUUUUGAGUCUUGUGAUAUCCUAGGCCGACAAGAAAUGACAUCAUAUGGACUAAUAAAUCCUAAUAACCCUCAAGCUGGGUUUAAAAUCACUUAUGGAGGCGGAGAUUUAUGCUCAGAAUCAUAUGAAGGAUUAGAUUCUAUUAAAAGAGCUGCCACUUUUAAACUGCAUUGCAGCAACUAUGAGACUGAAUGAGAAGUGGUAGAAGAGUCUGGAUUUGGGUACUGUCACGUUUUUCUCACAAAAAAUACACCGGCAGGGUGUCCUGUGACAAGCACAUUUCAUAUUAGAAAAGAAUGGUGGUAUCUCGCAGGAUUUUUAGGAUUUGUCUGGGUAUAUUUUGCAGGAGGGAUCAUUAUUAAUAGCAUUCGAGGGAUUAGAGGGUCUGACGCAAUCCCUCAUUAUAAAUUCUUUGAAGGGCUGCUUGAGAAAAUUCAAGGAAUAUUUGGAUCGGUUUUUGUUAAAGCGAAAGAGAAAUAUAUGAUUGCAAAGGAAAAAAUUGCGAAGAAAAACACUUAACUUAACUUAAGAUUAUCGAAAAGCUCCCUGUCGGGGCCCGAAAGCCCUUAUUCCCUUCCAUAACGCUCCACUCGCCUUGCUCCUACGGACAUGGGCCUGCACAUGCGCCCUGUAGUCACCGUGCCGUACGCCAACGAAGGUUGCCUGCCUCGAAAUUUCAAAAAAUGGAAUUUCUGGCCGACUUUCGGCAAAAGGGUAAAACUUGUAGCCCAAGGCGAAACUCCUGUUUUCUCGCUAGGGAGUUGCCCGAAUGGCCUAGAAAGGCUUUGCUGGGCUUUCCCCUUUCCUACUCCAAGUCUCCCUUCCCUCGAGGUAAAGUCGAACUCGGAAAAUAGACUAGGGCUAGUUAUCUAGCAUAACUGUCCAUUUCUUCACUAGCAAAACCUUGCCGGAUAUAAUUAAAUUAGGGCUCGAUACUGCUUGGCCGAGAGGCCAAGCCAAGUUGAGACGCCAUAUUUUAAUUAUGCGAAGAAAAAAACACAAGCUAUGAAAUGGUUUAA
This is a messenger RNA of Blepharisma stoltei, 1262 nucleotides long. Lineage: Eukaryota; Ciliophora; Heterotrichea; Heterotrichida; Blepharismidae. The record is from the annotation of a GenBank genome assembly.